Messenger RNA from Meleagris gallopavo (turkey), 1269 nucleotides. Lineage: Eukaryota; Metazoa; Chordata; Aves; Galliformes; Phasianidae. The record is from RefSeq and is a predicted model, not a curated record.
AUGGCGACGGCCACAGCUCACCAGCGCUCAUGGCACAGCUCCCACGGCAUCGGCGCGGCUCUGCCCCAGCUGCACACGCACAUGAGGUUCCCGGCGGCCAGCCGAAAGGCACGGGAGGAUGCUGGAAACGGAACGGCUCCUCCCGAUCUUGAAGUUUUCGCAGCGAACGACACGAGCUCGCGUUACCGGCACCAAUUCCUCAUCCUCCUCUAUGUGUCUCACCCAUGGCACCUUGCAGGGGCUGUCCCUGCUGCAAGGAUCCCCCUCGUGAGAGAUUCUGCCUUUCUGCAGUUUCAGAAGGAUGCAAAGGACGCCCAGCAGCUCUUGAAGAAAGUCGAUACGGACCUGGACCAAAAGUACAGCCCAGAGUUCAAGGACAGAUACCAGCUGGAGUCGCUCCUCAGGGAGCUGGAUGACCAAGAGAAGGCCCUGGAGAAGUACGAUGCUGUGGUGCAGUCGCUGCAGGAGCGCAGCCAGCACGUCCUGCCCCUGCGGUACCGCCGGCUGCCACCGCCACAGCCCAUCCCUGUGGAGGCUCUGUGCGAGUAUGAGGGCGAGCAGGGCCAGAUAACCCGAGGAGCCCAUUACACCCUGCAGAAGAACAGUGGAGACAUCUGGGAAGUGAUGGACGGUGCUGGAGGUGCCAUCAGUGCCCCGGGUGUCUGCUUCAUGAUCCCCCCUCCAGAUGCAGAGGCAAUAGCACUGGCGGACCAGAUUGCUGAUAGCUAUGUAGCUGUAAAGGAGAAGACCUCCAACUGCAAGAACAUUCUCCAGCAGCGCUACGAGGGGCUGAAGGCUGACAGCAUUGGAGAUGCUGCAUCAGUUCAGGGCCGCCAGCUUCUGGCAGGGCUGGAGAAAGUGCACAGUGACCUGGACAAGUUGGAAAAAGCAAUAACAGCAAACCUCCGUCCACCGCUGGAGCAGAGUCGGGCUGUGCAGGACAGCACCGAGCGCUCCAAGGACCUGAAGGUACAAGGCCAUAGGAGCAGGCUCAUUGCGCCACACAGAGACCCUGAUCCCAAGGCUGAGGUCCUCCCAAGGGGUCUUCAAUGUGGUUCUUGGUGUGCUGGAUGCUGUUGGUGCUCUCAGAGCUCCAUGAAGGCUGGAGCAGCACUACCACCAGCUAGUGACCAAACAAAAAUACCAACGCUUGCAGUUCAAGGUGCAACUUCUCCUUGUGCACAGCUCAGCAUCUGUUCCGCUAGGAUCCCUUGCAGCAACUCUCCACUCCCUUCCCCUCCUUCUGACCCCUAAUUAAUUCAGGCUCCA